Cladophialophora psammophila CBS 110553 is the source of this 2793-nucleotide messenger RNA. RefSeq lists its product as uncharacterized. Gene Ontology annotation, cellular component: DNA replication preinitiation complex. Gene Ontology annotation, biological process: DNA replication initiation. Lineage: Eukaryota; Fungi; Ascomycota; Eurotiomycetes; Chaetothyriales; Herpotrichiellaceae. The coding region runs from base 1 to 2793 and encodes 930 amino acids. The transcript has a single exon. The record is from RefSeq and is a predicted model, not a curated record.
AUGUUCUUUGAAGCAACUAUUCCUUCUGUGGAAGAAUGGGAACAACGCACUCUACUCGUCCGUCAAGUCCCCAACGGCGGACUCCAUGCCGUUGAGCGGAUUGGCCCAGAUAGCUACGUUGCAUGUACGUUGCACAAUUUCGUGUCGGAAUCAUGGUGCUAUGAUGCUGCGGUUGGAAAAGUAGCUGAGGUCAAAGUUGAGCACCUGAUACGGAAAGAGGGCGAUAGCGGUCCUCGGGGUUCUCAUACGCGGGCAGGAUCAUCGUCGGGCUUCACAGCAUUACAAACACCAAAGAGUCCCAAGAGACCAACAAAUCGACGCGGUGCUUUGGCCAGGAUGUCAAUAUUGCAGGCGAAGGACUCUGCUGGCGUUCGUGAGCCCACCGACCCAUUGAGCUCUCCUGCCCUUCCUCAGCAGCCAACUAUUGCUGCUUUGGAUAAUUUGGCUGGCCAGGAGAUGGCACACAUGCCCGUUUCUCCACCCGUCAUACAGCCAUCAUCUGUUCCGCCCUCAACUCUAUUCGGAGAACGAAUACCAGCCACCAACGGCGCAGGAAUCGGUCUGCAAAACCCAUCCUACAACACUGCUCCGCUUAGCGAGGCUCUUCUCCCAGUACCGGCGCCUCUUCCUGGAUUGGUCAACUCUUUGACUGACACAGACACCGCUGGGCCCGAGCGCCUCCGUACACAAUAUUUUGAGCAUCUCUACACUUCCAAGACCUCACUGGCAUUCUACGUCAAAGGGCCACUGAGUCGGGCCCGAGCACACGUACGCUCGGGCGGAGAUCCUGCAAAAGUGAUAUCUGAACUCUCUGAGUUUUAUGAGCAAAGUAUUUUGCCCACCAAGAAAAUUGAUCACAAAUACAAGGAAUCCCUAGUCAAGAUCAUCAAAGAAUUGCCACCAGCGGUGAUCGAACAGGAAGGAGAAGGUGUCGUCGGGGAAGACACAUCUCGGAAGAAGAAAAGGCCACGGAAGAAGAAGGCGAAGCUGGGUACGGACGGUCUGUGGCCUGAUGAAGAGGAUUUCAUCACAAAAUGGUGGCGCAGCAGAGAUUUGAAGACAGCGAACCUGACAGUGAUUGGUCAAGCCGAGGAGAUGCGGAAAGAAUUCGCAGAUUUACGUAUGCGGGAAAGUGAGAUGCAAAUGCUCCUCAUGUUGGAGGUCAUGUUGCUUGAAAUUGCAGGGUCACAUCUCUCUGAGACUACGAAGCCGGCGUAUGCAACAGAUCCAGACGUGAAAGUCGAAUCUAUCGAGGACGACAACAACGACCUUUUGGCCUCGGCCCCCCAAAGGCCACCUAAAGCGAAGAAGAGGCGCAACUGGACGAGCGAGAUCGAUACCAUCGUCGAUCGUCUGUGCAUUUGGCAUACCGUCAGCCUGGACGAGCUCUCUACAACAGACGACAAGUCUCAGAACAGCAGCAGCAGCACGUCUUCAAAACCCAAUGACUCGCUCAAAGACUUCUGCAAAGAUGUCCUCCUCCCAUUCUACUCGACCAAACUCCCUGAGCGAAUCAAAUCAAUAUGUCGUAAACUCGGCGGACCCGAAAUUUCGCCCAAGCGAUUCAAACAUCCAGCACCUGCAGUCAACCCGCACAGAUCGUCCUCAAUCUCUUCGCUCACAAAAUCCAAAGCAGGCCGACCCAUUGCAAAAAGGACUCUCGAAAGGGUCCUUAGCGAAGACCACCAACUCCUCCGCCACGUCUCCCCGCCAAUUACCUUCUCCCGCGGUUCCUCUGUGACAGCCUCCAUAACGCACAACCCUAUAAUACCAACUCUAAAGCGUGAACCCUCGGAAAGGCCCGUCUCUCGCGGAGGCAAUCUCUCCAAGUCACUCUCUUUCAGUAAUCGAGAAAUUGACCUCGCCGCAGAUCAAAAAGCGCAUGAGGUGAAACGGCGUAAGCUUGACCGGUUGGCGCAGCAAAAAAAGGAGUUGGAGGCAGCGAUUGAUGCGCUUAAGAAGCCUGACCGAAAGACCGUGGCGGGAAUGUUUAUGGACGAAGUGGAGGAGAGGAAGAGCAAGGAGAAAGAAAGGAAACCAGCAGUCCAGAUAUCUGCAACGCCAAGGGCAAGGAGGGUCAAGGAGACUAUGCAGGAGCCAGAGUUGCCGCAAAUGCCCAAGCUGAUGAUUCAGGAACACGACGCGGGGACGGUGAUUCCUUCGUCGACAGUCAAGCCUCCGUCUUCAGGUCCCGGAAUCCCAACUUUGGACAGCAUCACUAGGUCUUCAGCCAGAAAACGAGCAGUCAUUGCUGCGAUCCAUGAGACGCCAUCACGCGGAAUUGAGAAAAAUUCAAAUCCGCUGAACCUGCCUCCUUUUUAUCCGCCUCCGGCUGAGGCGACAGACCUCUUAAGGAUCGCGGCGACCCCAGCAUCCAAACGACCGGACCUAGGUAGAGAAGGCGUGCCUUCGUCUGAACGCAAUCUAACUUCCUCAUCUCAACCCCGGCUUGCCGCUCAUGAAGAGAUCAACAGUGUACCAAACGUGCACAUGACUCGCUCCCGCCGUCCAGUUCUCUUUACGCCAGUGAAAAGGUCAGAGGUCCCACUGGAUCAUGUAUUCCGCGACGCACCAGAGAUUCCUGAGCAGGCCGGUCGCAUGAUGGAUCGAGUCAUGGGUGGGAAGGGACGCGGGAUGAUGAUGGACGAUAGCUUUCAGCGUUCCCAAACCCCUGAUAACUUGACGAGGCUGCACGGAACGGGGACUGUUGAGCGAAAGGACGUCCCGGCGGAGGGUGUUGAGGAAGGUGAUAUUUACGAUCAAUUGGGUUGGAAUGAUGACUUUGACUUGUGA